UAUUGUUCCGUUUCCUUGUUCCUGCUUUACAAAACCGGCUGUUCUGCCCUUCCCGGGGGCUGGGGCGGCUCCCAUUCUAUUUUGUAGAAUAUAAACUGCCCCAAUCCAUGAAUUGCCCAUAAAAGCCAAUUAGAUCUGUAAUUCCAUGUUUGUCGGUUUGUCUUGACAAAUACUACUAAUUAAACAGUAUUUGGAUUAUUACACACGACAGUCCCGACGCUCAACCACACAAGCUGCUUUUGAGCCAGCAGGUGGAGACCUCCUUCCUGGUCUAGGGCACCCCCUGCUUUGACAGUGAAGCGAACUGGCCUGCCCAACGUUGGAGCUUGGGCGCGAACCAGAGAGGUCGGUCCUCCCAACUGCCUAGGCACCCCUCAAGCGGUCCAGGAUCCUGCACAUGGCGCUCACCGGAGCCUCCGACCCCUCCGGAGAGGCCGAGGCAGGCAGCAGGGAGGUGCCCUUCCUGCUGCGGGCCCUGCAGAUCGCGCUGGUGGUCUCUCUCUACUGGGUCACUUCCAUCUCCAUGGUGUUCCUCAACAAGUACCUGCUGGCCAGCCCCUCCCUGCAGCUGGACACGCCCAUCUUUGUCACCUUCUACCAGUGUCUGGUGACCGUGGUGCUAUGCAAGGGCCUCAGCGCCCUGGCCAUCUGCUGCCCGGGCACGGUGGACUUCCCCGCCCUGCGCCUGGACCUCAGGGUGGCCCGCAGCGUCCUGCCACUGUCUGUGGUCUUUAUCGGCAUGAUCACCUUCAAUAACCUCUGCCUCAAAUACGUCGGUGUGGCCUUCUACAACGUGGGCCGCUCGCUCACCACCGUCUUCAACGUACUGCUCACCUACCUGCUGCUCAAGCAGACCACCUCCUUCUACGCCCUGCUCACCUGUGGCGUCAUCAUCGGUGGCUUCUGGCUGGGUGUGGACCAGGAAGGGGCCGAGGGCACUCUGUCUCUGCUGGGCACCAUCUUUGGGGUACUGGCCAGCCUCUGCGUGUCACUCAACGCCAUCUAUACCAAGAAGGUGCUCCCAGCCGUGGACGGCAGCAUCUGGCGCCUGACCUUCUACAACAACGUCAACGCCUGCGUCCUCUUCCUGCCACUGCUGCUGCUGCUGGGGGAGCUCCGGACCCUCUGGGACUUCGCCCAGCUGGGCAGUGCCCACUUCUGGGGGAUGAUGACGCUGGGCGGCCUGUUUGGCUUUGCCAUUGGCUAUGUGGCAGGACUGCAGAUCAAAUUCACCAGCCCGCUGACCCACAACGUGUCGGGCACUGCCAAGGCCUGCGCCCAGACGGUGCUGGCCGUCCUGUACUAUGAGGAGACCAAGAGCUUCCUGUGGUGGACCAGCAACCUGAUGGUGCUGGGCGGCUCCUCCGCCUACACCUGGGUCCGGGGUUGGGAGAUGAAGAAGGUUCAGGAGGACCCCAGCCCCAAGGAGGAAGAGAAGAGCGCUGUGGGGGUCUGAGCUCCUGCGGGACCCAGGGAGAAGACCCAGGUGGCGCUGGAGCGGCACAGAAGGCUGUCCUUGUGGCCAGAGGGUGGCGUGGCGCGGAGUGGGCAUUGUUUACAGACCUGACGGGAACCCUGUGGCUGGAGGGGGAGCCAGUGUUCAAAAGGAAUGUCAGGAAGUUGCCAAACCUGUCUAUCCCCGGCCUGUUUCUAGAAUAUCCCACCUAGCAGAGCACCCCCGAGCCCCCUCCUCCCCCUCCCAGGGCCUGUCUACCUCUACUUCACCUCCGGGUUUGCGCUGGGCAAUAUCGGUGAAGUAAAGCCUUCGCUUAUACUCAGGGGACAUGGGGUGUGACCCCAUCACAGCCUGCUGAAGGAGACUGGGAAUCCCCACAUCCCUGGGCCCUGGGCGGACAGCAUGGCUUUGGCCCCAGCCUGCUUUGUGGGGGAAUGUGGGCAGACUGAGGAGACAGACCGAUGCCCCUUCCCCUCUGCCCUGACAAGUAGAUUAGAGUUACUUGUACCUGUGACUGACCCGGGUCAGUCACACCCAGGACUAGGAGUGGAGAUCAGGAGCACCCACCCUGUGCACCCCGUGUUUGCAGUUUCAGAACAUGGGGAACAACGUCUUUUACAGGCUAAGUAGGGUCAUGAACUCCCCGACCCCAGUGACCCUGCCACGGCCCCUUGAGUCUCCCAGGACCUGACGCAGCCACCUGGCUCGGGGGCCACCCUCUGGAAGUAGAGCUGGGGAGCUGGUUCUCCGCACUCUGCCUCCCCCAGAGCCUCUGUCUCGGGUGCUCAGCGCCGCACUCCUGAGUCUGAGCCUCUUCCGCGAUGAGCUGAUAAACACAUUUCCCUUCCUCCCUGAGGUUGGGGUUGAAAGAAACUGCUUGUCCCAAGCCUUAGUCCCCUGGGCUCUUGUAGUGAAGUACCAGAGACCAGGGUGACAAGGGGCAGGAGCUGGGUUCUCAGAGCCCUGGAGGCUGCAAGUCCAAGAUCAAGGCCCAAGGGACUGGUGUCCCUGGCUCGUGGGUCUUCUCUGAGUCCUCAGUGGUAGAAGCGCAAACUCCUCCCUCAGGCCACCUCUAAAAUCGCACAAUCCCCAUUUGUGAGGCUAUUCCUGUCACCUAGUAACCUCGAGGGCAAGGACUCUAAAGUGAAUUUGGGGGUGACACAAACAUUUAGGCCAAGCACCCCUCUGUCAGCCUCUGUACCUCGGGGUGGCUUUCACUCCGCCAUCCCUUCCAUUGGACAUUUUGUACCUCCCAUCUUAGGAUGGUUCCUAAUGUUUUUAGUCCCUGUAGUGAAAGCUGGGGAGAGUGGAUCUUCUCCCCAGCCCCUCCUUCCUGCCCCCCACAAUCCCAGGUGAUUUCAGUGAAGUCCUGGGGCCUGACACCCCAUGCUGUGUGUGAUUUAAUAAAAAGCCAAAGGAAAUAAAAAAAAAGUCAGAGGAAGACA
Molecule: messenger RNA, 2901 nt
Organism: Chinchilla lanigera (long-tailed chinchilla)
Lineage: Eukaryota; Metazoa; Chordata; Mammalia; Rodentia; Chinchillidae
Gene: Slc35c1
Product: solute carrier family 35 (GDP-fucose transporter), member C1
Exons: 3
Coding region: 398-1456 (352 amino acids)
Biological process (GO): GDP-fucose import into Golgi lumen; protein O-linked glycosylation via fucose
Cellular component (GO): Golgi apparatus
Molecular function (GO): antiporter activity
Source: RefSeq, a predicted model, not a curated record